CUUUUCCAGUGCACUAGGCGACAUUCUACUUGCUUUUGAACAGAACUCCAAGCUGUCUUUCUUCUCUCUUCUUUCCUGCUUGCUUUUGGUUGAAGGAUAAGCACUAAUGGAAGGCAUGGAGUGGAAAGGUUGUGUCUGUAGGAUUAAGAAAUGUGUUCUCGAUCUCCUAUCGAUGGAGGAGGAUCUGAUCGACGACGAUGAGGACUCAUGGGAGCUGAUGGGAAGGGACCUUCGCCUUAAAUCCACCUUCUUAUAUUGUGAUCUCAACCAGGUGAUCUCAAAUGCAACAGAUGAGCACAGGAAGGCUCUCACUGACCUUGCCAACAAACUCUUCUGCAACAUGGAAGAGUUGGUGAUUGGCUGGACGGUAUCUAUCUUCUUGACUGACAAUGUCUACCCUGGCAUACUGCACCAAUCACAAAGUGUUGUAGAAAACCGGCAAUCGACAUCAUCUAGUACCAUACUGCCCCAAUCUCCAAUUGCCACAUAAGGUCAGUGAACUUGGCACAAGUCAAAAUAGAUGAUUUCCAAGAUUUGAGAAUGGAGAUACAAGAUGGGAGUAGAACUUUUGACUAAAGUGUUGGCUUCUAGAAGAGUACUUGGCCUAUUCUAUUUUGCAGCAAAUUGUAUUGCCAAUAAUUUCGCGUGGUGAUAUAACUUACAGUGGGGACACUGAAAUCUGAGUGCUUCAAGAUGACAUGUUAUUAAUCAAUAGUGCUUCAAUUUCCUAA
Messenger RNA from Elaeis guineensis (African oil palm), 731 nucleotides. The record is from RefSeq and is a predicted model, not a curated record. Lineage: Eukaryota; Viridiplantae; Streptophyta; Magnoliopsida; Arecales; Arecaceae.